UGAAUAGUACGCGUGUCGAAAACAAAGUACGACAAAAGCUAAUAAAGAACCGAGCAUAGGAGAGAGAGAGAGAGAUUAAAUAAAGAACACUUGAGAUCCGGCUCAACAGGAAGCUGAGCUUAGCUCAAUUUUAUUUGUGUGAGAAUGAGGUAUGGCGGUGGAAGAAGGAGGCGAAUGUUGUUACAACCGUUUCUUGUUUUGUGUGCCACGGUGACAGGUGUGGGAUUAUUGAUAAUGGCGUUGAGGCCGUUGGAUCCACCACCCAUAAUGGUUAAUUAUGUAAGAAAUUCCGAGGUCGUAGAGUUUAAUAGCUCUAGUUUGGAUGUGUUUCAUAACUCCAGUUUGGAUAAUAGCUCCGGUUUGGAUGUCGGUGGUGGGCCGAUCGAAGAGAAAACGUGUGCGACGGUGGAAGAGAUGGGGAAGGAUUUUGAAAGUGGUGUUGUUGGGAAAGAAACGCUGAAAGUUAGGAGAAUUAUCGAGGAGCAUUUCGUUUUGAAUGGUGCUUCAAGAGUCAGGGAUUUGCCCCCUGACCAGUUCUGUAAACAUGGAUUUGUUCUUGGAAAGACUGCCGAGGCGGGGUUUGGCAAUGAAAUGUACAAGCUCUUAUCGGCUGCAGCGCUGAGUAUAAUGUUAAACCGGUCCUUGAUCAUUGGCCAAACCAGAAGCAGAUAUCCUUUCGAGGAUUACAUUUCAUAUUCCAGCUUUACCUUUACCAUGAAAGAAAUAAAGCAUCUUUGGAGACUAAAUGGUUGUGAAACCAAUUAUGGGAGGCAACUUGUUAUGAGGACAGAUGAUUUUGAAAAGCCGACUCAAACAAAUGUUCUAUGUAGCAAUUGGAAGGAGUGGAAACAACCUAUCAUUUGGUUUCAAGGAACUAAUGAUGCUAUGGCAGCUCAAUUUUUCUUAAAGAAUAUACACUCUCAGAUGAGGGUUGCUGCCUUUGAUUUAUUUGGUGACCCAGAAGUUCUUCGAUCGCAGCCGAAUGUAUUUGGGGAGCUCAUGAGAGUUCUCAUAUCCCCUUCAAAAGACGUCGAGGCAGCGGUCAAUUGGGUUAUUGGUGGUGGGGAGAAUCCUGAUAUCUCGUUGCAUAUGCGAAUGCUUAUGAAAAGGCCCAUAAGACCUUUGCAGGCUGCAUUGCGUUGCAUCAGAAAAGCCAUAGAGAGUCAAAACCUAAUAUCAAGACCAAAGAUUGUUGUGGUGUCAGAUACACCUUCCCUUAUUAAAAGUAUUGUACCAAACAUAAGUGAAUUCGCAGAGGUUCUCCAUUUUGAUUAUGAAAAGUUCAAAGGAAAAAUGUAUGAAGGUUCGCCCAAGUUAGAUUUCAGAGUGAAGGAUUGGGGUCCGGCACCCAGAUGGGUUGCUUUUGUAGAUUUUUUUCUUGCAUCGCGCGCUAGAUAUGCCGUUGUUUCCGGAGCUCAUAGGCGUGUUGGAACUACCUAUGCUCAGUUAAUGGCUGCACUGGCUGCAGCACACAAUCUAGGGGACAACUCUUCUGGUUCAAGUUUCUCAUUCUUCACCAGUUUCCAGAGCAAUUUACUAACAGACGGAUUAAAGAAUCAAAUUGGUUGGGGACAUGUGUGGAACAGAUAUGCUGGACCAUUGAGUUGUCAUAAUCAAAGCAAUCAAUGUGCAUUCACUCCACUUCUUCCACCAGCUUGGUGGGAUGGAAUUUGGCAAUCACCAAUUCCACGUGAUAUUAAACGUCUUUAUGCCUAUGGAGUUCAACUAUCUGGUCUUGGCAAUGUAGAUACUGAUUCACUUCAAAAUUAUUGUAAUUCAAGGAAAACUGUUGUCAGAACUGUCACAUUCAAUUUGUAGCGUUUGGAAGUGUGAAUGUGUGAUAUUUCACUGUAUUAUUUUUGGUAUAACCUAAUAAUUUUUUAUUCUAGAAUU
This is a messenger RNA of Cicer arietinum (chickpea), 1893 nucleotides long. NCBI's taxonomy places the organism in Eukaryota, Viridiplantae, Streptophyta, Magnoliopsida, Fabales, Fabaceae. The record is from RefSeq and is a predicted model, not a curated record.